Messenger RNA from Aspergillus bombycis, 1695 nucleotides. Its product is annotated as fungal specific transcription factor domain-containing protein. NCBI's taxonomy places the organism in Eukaryota, Fungi, Ascomycota, Eurotiomycetes, Eurotiales, Aspergillaceae. Bases 1 to 1695 code for a protein of 564 amino acids. The transcript is spliced from 3 exons. The record is from RefSeq and is a predicted model, not a curated record.
AUGGAUGACUUGAAAUGUGAAAUGCACGAAUAUAUGUAUGACACCACCGUCUUUCAUUCUUCUUCUUUUUGCCAUGAGAGUCAGACUGAAACUGAGCCUGACAGCAGACGUCGAAAGGGGCGUUCGACGCACCGGGCAAGCGACCCCCCUCUAACCUCUCGUCCCUCCAUCAACGAGGCGGCUACCGAUCAUUCUGAUGACACACAUUACAUGAAUUAUUUUGAAAGCCUGUUGUUUCAAGGGUUGGACACCGAGACGAUGUUCCUCUGUGAGCCUGCAUCGUCUGUGUCUGCGGAUCUGGAUGUUUGCAGAAAGGAAACGGCAGCAAAGGGUUCUCUAGUCAACGACUCGCAUGCCUAUCAACCCUCUGAUAUCUUAAGCACAGUCUCUGGUGCCGAUUCAAGUUCUCUGCUCUCACUGGACAAUAAAACUGAUGUGGUCGAUAAGCCUGAACCGUCUUUGCAGCCAGGUUCAGACAAAAGUUUGGUCGAUAUCCACAAUCAACAGCCCGGGCGCGGUCACCACCAGAAGUCGGAAGAUGCCCUUCGAAAGGGCGCGGGUAGUGAUAGUGACAUUUCUACAUUCCCUGCCACUUUCACCUUGCAAAUACAAAUACAGUCUGAUAAUGUGAAAAUAUGUUCUUGCGUGCCCCCUUGCCUCCCGUCGCGCCCAUAUCUCGCACCCUGGUGCGCUGAAGGGUUGGACGUUCACCUCAAAGCUCGUGUAUCUCAUCUGCAGGCUUUAGAUCUGCUUGGGGACGAAACAACUAACCUCCUUCUCGAGCGAUACUUCUCUUACGUCCACCCACACUUUCCAGUGAUCAGCGAGCGCGAUAUCUAUCUAUUGUUCCACCCUACUGAAGCCACAAACAGCCAGCAACUACUUCCCAUGAGUCUCGCAAAGUUUAAUGCGAUAAUGUCGGCGGCGUGCUCGUUCAUAACAGCGGAGCAAGCUAAUGAUGCGGGCUUCGCAAAUAUAAGUUCCAUGCGCCGUGCUCUACAUUCCCGGUCCCAGGCGCUCCUCGAUGCGGGCAGCGAGUCCAAUAUACUCGAUCGGAUAGCAAUUAACCUGUUGCUCAGCUUGCGGAGAGAGUAUCCAGAAGGGAUGUUUGACACAGAAAGCUUUCUUGUUAAUGCAUACGAAGAAUUGCAAGUUGCUCGACAUUGUCCAACCUUCUUCCAUCAUCUGGAUAAAGAUCAGGCAUAUUGCAGAAUGAGAAUUUUGCAGGGUUGCUACCAGUGGAGAGCGUACUCCUGCAUAGUGGGAACCUACCGAAGUCGAGUGCCCUUGCCACCUUCCGUCAAUUUAGGUUGCAUCCAACUAUCCGAUUUGGAUAAUGAUCUCAGCUUCUCAUGGUUCCUUUCCAAGGACACCAAACGUACCCUAGCUCGAAUAUUUAUAGCAUCCAUUGACCUUUUUGUGCUGGCAUAUCCAAUCUGCAAGAUCCUUAUGAGAAGGGAUACAUUUUCGCUUCCCAGCGCAAACAGAAGCUCUGUAAUGAGCGACUUGGAGGAGUUCGAAUUCUCACUUUCCAAGUGGCACAAUCAGAACCUGGAAUUAAUGAGUCCUGAUUCUGCCGGAAAGUCUUCGGCAGGUCGAUCAUAUAUCCCUACCAUUGUCCACAGGACAUUUCUGCGCCUUGAAUAUGAGUCGGUCACCCUCAAGCCUUUCAGCUGUCUUCCAAAACUCAUUUGA